Messenger RNA from Aspergillus oryzae RIB40, 384 nucleotides. RefSeq lists its product as uncharacterized. The transcript is spliced from 2 exons. Lineage: Eukaryota; Fungi; Ascomycota; Eurotiomycetes; Eurotiales; Aspergillaceae. Gene Ontology annotation, molecular function: oxidoreductase activity, acting on the CH-OH group of donors, NAD or NADP as acceptor. Bases 1 to 384 code for a protein of 127 amino acids. The record is from RefSeq and is a predicted model, not a curated record.
AUGCUGAAUGAACUCCAGGCAUCAGAUGUCUCCCUGAGGCCUGACCCCGAAAUUAUAUCAAAAUCCGUCGCCACAACCUUGAGUGUUCUUGAAGCGGCAGCGAAGCAUGAUACCGUGACUCGAUUCGUUCUGACUUCUUCAGCUUCUGCCGCUUCGUUCCCUCAGCCUGAUCAACCUGGUAUUAUCAUCGACUCAAAUACAUGGAAUGACAGUGCCGUAAGAAGCGCUAGGGAUCCCAGUGUUCCCGUAGCCCAGAAAUCAUACUUCGUGUACGCUGCAUCCAAGACCGAAUCAGAACGAGAGGCCUGGAAGUGGGUAAAGCAGAACAAGCCUGGCUUUGACUUUAACACAGUCCUUCCCGACACGAACGUAAGUUCAGCUUGA